CAUCCUUCUCAUCUCUGUUCCAGUUACAAAUGAGUCUCCCAAUGAGUUUAGAAAGUUUUUAAAGACCAACAUCAUGUAAAAGUGCUUGUAAAACAUCGCUAAGGAAAAGGCUCUGCACACCACACUUCACCUGCAAUUGUUUCCUGGUUAUAAGAGACACAAAAACAGACGAGCUGAAUCACAUCUGGUGUAGGAGAUUGGUAUAACUUCACAGCGUGAAAUUCUGAGAGCUGAAAUGGAGGAAGUUGACAAUUCUUAUGGUGACUUUUCUGAUUAUUACUUUAAUAUGACCGACUGGUGUGAGGGGGUUAUAAACUGCACCCCUUUUGUGCUCCCCACUGAACCGCCACUGUCCAGGAUUGGUUACCGGCAUUGGAUCACUCUGGUCUGUUACCUCAUUGUGUUCCUGCUGGGUGUCCCGGGGAAUGCUCUGGUGGUGUGGGUGACCGCGUUUCGAAUGCCGAACAAUGUGAACGCACAGUGGUUUCUGAAUCUGGCCAUCGCGGAUCUGCUGUGCUGCUUGUCGUUGCCUCUCCUCAUGGUGCCGCUCGUCCAGGACCAGCACUGGCCUUAUGGUGCUUUGGGUUGCAAAAUACUCAGCGGUUUGCUCUACAUGAUGAUGUACUGCAGCGUUCUGCUCCUGGUCGUGAUCAGCUUGGACCGUUUCCUACUGGUGACCAAACCAGUGUGGUGCCAGAACAACAGGAACACGAGGCAGGCCCGCUGCGUCUGUUUGGUCGUCUGGAUUCUCGCUCUCCUCGCUGGUUCCCCUCAGUUUGCUCACAUGGAGAUACAUGAAGUGAGCAAGACUAAGAUUUUGUGCCGUGGCAGAUACAGUGGCUUAGGUCAUGCAUGGUCUGUUACUCUAACCCGCUUUUUUCUGUCUUUUCUGCUGCCUUUCCUGAUCAUCUGCAUCAGCCAUUGGAAGGUUUACCUCAAGACAAGCUCUGGCCGAGGGCAAAAAGGCAGCGACAAGUCAGGCCGGGCGCUACGUGUCAUCCUGGCAUUGGUGCUCAGCUUCUUCCUAUGUUGGAUUCCUUUGAACAUUGUUGAUAUUCUUCAGUUAAUAAUGCAAAGCCAACCCCAUCACGUUCAAGCCAACUUGCAUCUAGCCAGUGUGCUGACGCUCUGCUUAGCUUACAUUAACAGCUGCCUGAACCCGCUGCUCUACGUAUGUCUAGGCCGCGGUUUUAAGGAAAAUCUGAUUAGCUCACUGCGAAGUGUGUUUCACUUAGCAUCCGAGGCACCGCCCCAUCGAAUCAGCAUGACAGCAAACAGUAAAUCAACCACAGACGGGUUCAGAGAGGAGCCAAUCUAUUCAAAUACCAUCCCCAGGAAUCAUUUGUAGGUUUAUAGAAAUAAACCUAUACAUUGGACAUGCUGCUCAACUAAGAUGAACAAACUUGUUCACCAGUAACCAGUAGGCUAUAGUAAAUCUCUCACCUGUCAUAGUUAAUCAAAAACAGCAGAGCACAGUUCACUAUGUUAACAUGCACUAAUUUUCACUAAUCAAAAUUAAUCCAGUUUUAAUUCAGAUUCUGGAAGUUGUGUUUAUAUGAGCACUAAACCUUAUAGUCUGAUUCACAUAUAUUUGUUUAUAUGCACACUGCACCUGUUGCGAACAAAACUUAAAGUGCAUGAAACAGAGAAAGCCACUACAAGAAUGUUGCAAUCGUCCUAUGUGUAAGCCCCGCCCACUUAGUUAAUGUUGCGAACUCUGACAAACAGUUGCUGAGUCCCAAUUCGCCUACUUAUACUACGACCUAAAAGUAUGUAUUUUUUUUGUGAGGGAAAAGUACAUACUUUUGAGUGUGUAGCAAAAGAGUAU
Molecule: messenger RNA, 1828 nt
Organism: Carassius auratus (goldfish)
Lineage: Eukaryota; Metazoa; Chordata; Actinopteri; Cypriniformes; Cyprinidae
Product: C5a anaphylatoxin chemotactic receptor 1-like
Exons: 2
Coding region: 236-1348 (370 amino acids)
Biological process (GO): chemotaxis; inflammatory response; positive regulation of cytosolic calcium ion concentration
Cellular component (GO): plasma membrane
Molecular function (GO): G protein-coupled receptor activity; complement component C5a receptor activity
Source: RefSeq, a predicted model, not a curated record